UUGAAUGUCUUCUAUACAGAUGCCGUUCCUGUGGAAUGCGCUGACGCGCAGUUCAUUCGCGCUGAUGAUUCCGUAUUAAUUGGAUUCGCACGCAAUGUUACACUUGUGGAAACUAUGGAACAAUGUGUGGAGCAGUGCAUUAAAGAACAAGAUUGCAAGUCCGCUAUGUACUUUUAUGAGGAAGGCGAGUGCAUCACAAAUACCGAAUCUGCCCUUUCCAAGCCUAGUGCUUUCGCUAGAGAAGAAAACGAGAAAGUGGUCUAUUUUCAAAAUGGAUGCUUGUCGAAGCUACAAUCCCAUGAAGAUCCAUCUCUCACAUCAGCAGAACCCACUGAAAAUCAAGAUCACGUAAAAGAAGAGGAGAUUGAGGACACUCCCGAGCUAAGAGGAAGUGGAAGAGACCUUUCUGAUACCGUUGUACAGCUAACUGCUACCCGUUUUCGCGAAGCUACCACUAGUGCCGGAUCUUUUAACAUGGGGACCACCUCUGCUACGCAUGAAAAGAGCAGCGAUGAGGAUGAUGCGGAGGACGCUACUUCGGCAGAACUUACCACUACUACUGCCCACACUACGACCACAUCAAGACAACAGCCAGAAGUUGAAACCGCAACAACCGCUGAAAGCUCCGUCGAAACGAAACUAAAUAAGAAGGGCGAGAAAGCCAGUUACAUUAAAUACAAGAAACAUCCCAAGAACUUUGCCUCGAAGACGGCUAAACUCACAGACAGAGUUAAGCAGGGCGAGUCUGUGAUCACCGAUGAAGGAGGGGAACCAGUUGAAGGACAAACUUCUCCUUUUGACAAAAAGAAGCAUUUAUCAAUUAAGCCGGUAUUCGAAAGCGCUGAAAAGGAAAAAGAGGAUGUGGAGGAGUAUCCAACCUACUUCUCCGAAUGGUCAGAUUGGACGCCGUGCACGAAAGGUGGUGAACGCCAGAUCCGUCGUCGUAAAUGCUUAGACCUGCGUCGCUGUCUCGGUGCUUUGAUGCAAGUUCGUAACUGUCCCGCUGUGCUACCGGAACCGGCUCAAUCCGGACCUGUUGAAUCUGUCCGUUCUGUGAUCGAAGUGCCCCGAAUUCCAGAAUACGACGACGCCGAUGGAAAUCCCGAAGUUCGGCCGUCUACCGUUGUUCAACAAGCGGAAUCUGUUUGGAGCCCGUGGUUAGGAGUGUGCCAGCAUUUCGCAUCCGGUCAGCCAUGCAACAGUGGUGAGAUGAUAGGUUUCGAGUCCCGUGAAUGUAUAGCCAAGGAGCCAAGUAUGUGCGAAGGACCCUUCUUCCGAUACUGCACUUUACCUUGUUAA
Molecule: messenger RNA, 1299 nt
Organism: Strongylus vulgaris
Lineage: Eukaryota; Metazoa; Nematoda; Chromadorea; Rhabditida; Strongylidae
Source: the annotation of a GenBank genome assembly